Maudiozyma barnettii is the source of this 267-nucleotide messenger RNA. RefSeq names its product Arf family guanine nucleotide exchange factor SBH1 (gene SBH1). Gene Ontology annotation, cellular component: Sec61 translocon complex. The record is from RefSeq and is a predicted model, not a curated record. NCBI's taxonomy places the organism in Eukaryota, Fungi, Ascomycota, Saccharomycetes, Saccharomycetales, Saccharomycetaceae. Gene Ontology annotation, biological process: intracellular protein transport. The transcript has a single exon. Bases 1 to 267 code for a protein of 88 amino acids.
AUGUCUACAGUUCCUCCAGGUGGUCAACGUACACUACAAAAAAGAAGACAAGCUAAAACCAAUAAGGAUAAGCAAUUGAAUCAAACUCCAACCUCCGCCAGAGCUGCUGGUGUUGACGGAUCUUCUAACUCCAUUCUAAAGAUCUAUACCGAUGAGGCUAAUGGUCUAAGAGUGGACCCAUUGGUUGUUCUAUUCCUUGCAGUCGGUUUCAUUUUCUCCGUCGUUGCUCUACAUGUUUUGACCAAGGUUACUGGUAAGAUCUUUUAA